This is a messenger RNA of Triticum turgidum subsp. durum (durum wheat), 1392 nucleotides long. NCBI's taxonomy places the organism in Eukaryota, Viridiplantae, Streptophyta, Magnoliopsida, Poales, Poaceae. The record is from the annotation of a GenBank genome assembly.
AUGGCCCCUACCAGCACCACCUGGGUCUUGCUCAAGCGAAUGAUUUUCAUCGAGCACGACGCGAGCGAAACAGGAGGGGAUUCGUUCAUCGGCGGGAAGAACACAAGAGACGCCGUCCUCGCCUACCUGCGGACCUUGAAACCAGAUGCCUGCUUCGCCAAUCCACCGGAGCUGUCCUCCCUCCGCAUACUGCGGCCGAUGAAAUUCACCCCGGGGAUAUGCGGAGAUGUCACUUCCGCCUACAUCGCCAGCGGGGACAAAAAUCUCGUCGCUCUCUUCGCCGACCCUUACCGCCCCGGCACCAAUUCACAAGGAGGCUAUCUGAUCUACGACGCCAGCAAGAAUUCCCUCUCGACGAUCCCCCAGCCCCCCUGUGACUACGACCGUGAGGACGUCGGGCUUGGAGCGGUUGUCAUCUGCCUCGAGGAGGGCGCAUACGUUCUUGUCGAGCUCACCAAGGUAAGAGACUCUGAGCCCACCGUAGCCGCACUCUACACGUGGCAGUCUUCCACCACGGAGUGGGUCAUCAAGCUCGCGAGCUUUCCCCCCGAGCUGUCCUUUCCCAACCAUUUCUUCCGGGCAGGGACGUGCUUCCCUUAUCGAGGCUCUAGACUCUGCUGGGUGGAUCUGUUUAAAGGCAUGAUGGUCUGUCAUCUGGACGCGUUGCUUCAGGAUGGCGGCCGCCCAGAGUUCUGCUUCAUUCCGUUGCCUGAAGAGUGCCCGGCAUUUGACCGUGUCCAAAUGUCCGAACAGACAUAUCCACUGGAGGCGGAGGAGUUCCGUUACAUUGCCUGUAUUGGUGGCGUGAUCAAAUUCGUCACCAUGGAUGGCUAUGGCGAGCGGCCCGGCCAUGAAGUAACACUGACCAUCUGGACGCUGUCGCAGAACCUCUGCAGUUGGAAGAAAGACAAGGUGUACCAUGUCCGGGACAUCUGGAAAAGUGAGAGCCACAUCUCGUUGGGCCUGCCGGAGGUCUUGCCGUCGUUCCCGGUGCUGAGCAUGGACGAAGAAGACGUUGUCUAUCUGUUCUUCACUGACCUGAACGUGACAGAGGACGGUGACACGGAGUUCAAAGGCCAGUGUUUGAUUCGUGUCGACAUGAAGCAUAGCAAGGUCUCCCACCAUCCCAAAAGUGCAGAUGAGAUGCCAAGUCAACUCUUCAGCAGUGAAAUUCUUGCCAGUGAGUGCACUGCAUACCUACAGGGCGUGGAGGACCACCAGGUGCGGCUCUUCUUGGCGCGGCCGAGGACGAUGGUCAUGGGCAACGUGCCAGAGACGCCCAUCUACCGGUGGAUGGACCAGUACACGACGUGCUCGACGGCACCCUUCGCGAGAAGAUCACCCGGUGGAUUGACGACGACGACGAACGAACCUCGUCCUCAACAUGUGUGA